CGCUCCACAAGUCCCAGACAAGCCAAGACAAGACAAGCCAAGACAAGCCACGAUGAACGCCGCUGUAAUCCUCGCACUUCUCUUCACCCUGACUGCCACACAAGCGUGCUGCGCAAACCAGGAUAGGUGCGAUACAAUCAGGGUGGAAAGUUGGAGCUACAAAUACGCCGAGAAGGUUGUGGAAGAUGCCUCAUACGUCCUCAACAUGACAGUGGUAGAUCAGCAAUCUGCAGCUGCAUGUACCUUUCGAAAAUCCUUCGGCUACGAAAAAGCCACUCUUUGGGUUGAUCACGGCUGUCGUGCCGACUUCAAAGUUUGCUAUCUCCCAGUGAUGCCAACCGAGUGCCAAACACUGAGGGUGGAGAGUUGGAGCUACAAGUACGCCGAGAAGAAAGUGGAGGGGGCCUCGUUGUUCAUCAACAUGACCGUUGAAGAUCGACAGUCCGCGGCCAGUUGCGACCUGGAUAAAUCCUUCGGCUUCUACAAUGAGAACUCCACGGUGUGGGUGGAUCAUGGCUGCCGUGCUGACUUCAACAUCUGUUACGUCAAAGGCACCAGCACCACCACUACGUUAAACAUGAGCAGCUGGAACUACAAGUAUGCAACCAAGGUCCUCCCCUCAGCCUCCUGCAUCUACUCCAUGCGAGUGGUCAACCAACAGUCUGCUGCCCCCUGCACUUGGGGAGCCACUUAUGGUUUCAUGGCCAAUACCAUGUGGGUCAGCGAUGGCUGCAGAGCCGACUUCUGUGUCGGCUAUUAUUCCGCUUAAGCUUUGUCUUCGUAUUCCUUGACAAGGUUUGCUGUCAUAUUCUAUUGACAAUUGUUGUAUAAAAAGUUGAUUGGAAACGAA
Messenger RNA from Aplysia californica (California sea hare), 850 nucleotides. Its product is annotated as lectin ADEL. The record is from RefSeq and is a predicted model, not a curated record. Lineage: Eukaryota; Metazoa; Mollusca; Gastropoda; Aplysiida; Aplysiidae. The coding region runs from base 53 to 769 and encodes 238 amino acids. The transcript is spliced from 5 exons.